ACGAUAGAUUGCGCAAGCGCAGCGUACUGAGCAACCGGAAGAUCUUUAGGAUUAAAAAUGUAUCGAAAAGAAAAACCAUUACCCUUAAAAAGCAGUGCUUCUUCUUUAACUAACAAUCUUACAGUGUUCAUAAGUCCAGAAAAAGGUUCCAUGAGUUAUGCUGUCGUACACAAAUCUGUAGUUAAUGUAAUUUCUUCAUCACUUGAUGGCUCUACCGUCACCAAUCGUCAGGUAGUUUGCAAAGAACCAUCAGCAGUUCAACAAAACACACCUAUGGUUAUACAGGCAAAAUGGAUAAGUUUACCAAACAGAACAGUCCUAGUCCUGACAUCUUUAAGGGGAAUACAAAUGUUUGAAUCAGAUGGCUCUGCCAUGAUUUAUUGGCAUGCAUUAGGUGAUCCUAGCAGUUCUGAUACUCAAGAUCAAACAAAUUAUGGAAGAGGCAUUGCUGGAGUUGGAGAUAGUUGUAUAUGUGUUGGUACACAGAUUGGAGAAAUUCAUGUUUUUAAUAUACCUGCAAAAGGAACAAAUAUAUUGCUGAAAGAAAGUUUAGUUGGUCAUAAACAUCCAAUAUGUGAUCUAACAUCAGGACCAAACAGACUGGUCAGUAGUGAUGAACAAGGCAAUAUAUUUAUAUGGUCAUUACAAGCUAAUGGUUCACUGAAACAGACUGAGUCCGUAAUUGGGAAGGGAGUACCAUGUAGUAGUUUAGUAUUAUGGAAUGAUAUUAUAGUGGGAGGAUACGGUGAUGGUCAGUUACGAGUUUAUUGUGCCAAGACAGCCAAGUUAGCUGCUACAGUCAAUGCCCAUGCUAGAUGGGUCAAUGCCAUCGACGUAGCUCCAGAAACUGGCAGAAUAUUAUCUGUUAGUGAAGAUACAUUUGCUAAAGUUUGGCAGUUGAAAGAAGGAACUUUACCAGAGAUUGAAUAUAAAUAUAGUGAGUCUGUGACAGAUUUACAAUUAGUGGGAGGACAGUUUAUACAGAAAGGUGGGCGUGGCUUCUGUGUGACAGGAUAUGACAACUCAGACAUCACAUUUUUUGUACAAAACUAAAAUUUUCAGGCAAUGACAGAUCUAGAAUAUUCAAUUUUUUUAACACGGGG
This is a messenger RNA of Mytilus trossulus (common blue mussel), 1103 nucleotides long. RefSeq names its product WD repeat-containing protein 54-like. The record is from RefSeq and is a predicted model, not a curated record. Gene Ontology annotation, molecular function: protein binding. Lineage: Eukaryota; Metazoa; Mollusca; Bivalvia; Mytilida; Mytilidae. The transcript has 8 exons. The coding region runs from base 58 to 1053 and encodes 331 amino acids.